AUGUCCAAGUCUUUAUUAAUACCAACUGAAAACGAUUAUUUAGAUGCUCACGGUGAACAAGCAGAGCAAAAAGAAUAUAAUGAACUUUGGACUAACAAAUUAAGUAAAGAAAGGGACGAAAAUGGUCAAUUGAAAUUCCCAUGGACAUUUGAAGUUGUUCAAGGCUUUUUUAAACAAAGUGAUCCAGCUACUGACGAUAGAACUUUCAAUUAUGUGAAUGAACAUAUGGGACGUUUAAAAACGUGGGAACAAAUUACAGGAGAAUUAUUAAAAUUGAAUCAAGAAGCUCCCGAUGAUGUUGAAUAUAAACUUUUAUUUUUAGCAAGACAUGGUCAAGGAUAUCAUAAUACAAUAGUAGAGAAAUAUUCAAUUGAAUUAUGGAAUAAGGAAUUGCAUAAAUUAGGAGAUUAUGAUGGAAUUCAUUAUGGACCUGAUCCUGAAUUAACAGAAAAAGGGAUUAAACAAGCUCAAGAAAAUCAUCAAUUAUGGGAAGAUGAAAUUAAAAAUGGUGCUCCAAUUCCUGAUAAAUUUUAUGUAUCACCAUUACAAAGAUCUUGUAAUACUUUAAAAAUCACUUGGGAUGGAUUAAAACCUGAUCUGAAAACUCCUUUCAUAAAGGAAAAAUUAAGAGAAACUAUAGGUAAAAAUUUAUGUGAUAAAAGAAGUUCUAAAUCAAUUAUAAAAGAUAGAUUUGGAAUUUAUGGAUUUAACACGGAUGGAAUAACGGAAGAAGAAGAUGUUUAUUUUACAGAUACAAGAGAAUCAAUGGUUGACCAAUCUAUAAGAAUUAAUGAAUUUUUACAAGAAUUAUUUAAUUCUGAUUGUAAUAAAGAUGGUAAAGUUGAUAAAAAAUUAAGUUUAUCAAAUAUUUUUAUAUCAACUCAUUCUCAUGCUGGAACUAUUCGAGCAUUUUUAAAUGUUUUAUUUCAUAGAAAUUUUACAAUUUCAACUGGUGGAAUGAUACCUGUUGUAGUUAAAGGUAAAAAAAGAUUUUAA
Molecule: messenger RNA, 996 nt
Organism: Lodderomyces pseudojiufengensis
Lineage: Eukaryota; Fungi; Ascomycota; Pichiomycetes; Serinales; Debaryomycetaceae
Exons: 1
Coding region: 1-996 (331 amino acids)
Cellular component (GO): cytoplasm
Molecular function (GO): phosphatase activity
Source: RefSeq, a predicted model, not a curated record